AUCCGCUUACAUUUGAUGGCCCCGUGACGAAUGUAAAAACAGCCAUGAAAAUGCUGAGACCCAUAAACGGAAAACGGAGAGUGGGCCAUAAAAAGGUUUGGCUCUGGGCCUCGGACUGGAAGCCAGGCCUAAAGCCCGUUCGGUUUAUGGUCAAUUAGAGAGCGGCUCAUUUGCAUGCGUCCUAACAUGGCCAAAUGCGAAUGUCAUUUGCUCGUCAUCUGGCUUUUAGGGCUAGCAUUGUCCCUUGAGGACGACAACACAUAUCCUGUGACAUGGAAGUGCUUGUACAAAGAGUAUCCAGUGGAUGUUGAAAAGAUAAAGGGAGGCUGGUGGGUUUACGCUUGCAAUCCGUUUAAAUCAAGGCAGUGUUACUUUAAAGAGCAUCUCUAUUGGACACGAAUCACCAUGACAGACUAUGCCAAAUAUGCCGUGGAACUGCACUGCUCUUUGCCCUGGAUGCGUCAACGCAUGAUGAUCUAUACUAGGAUGAAGGAACCCUCCAAUGAGACCUUGGCAGUUGUAGAGACCUACCUGAAAACCGUCCAACUGACUUUCGAAAACUUUACCAUCAGAAAUAAACCAAAAAACUGCUAUAAGGAUCAGGUUAAGAAAUUGCAGCGCUGGCACAUCCCCAAGUACAUGUCGCAGGACUUCCAUCCGCAUUAUAUCAAGCCCCUGGUGGUGAACGAAAAUAUCUGACAUCAGUGCGUUUGUAUCUGGCUGAAUUCAGCAGCUUCUCUCUCUCUGUGGCAACUUUCUUUGGUUCAGAAAUUUACAUAUGCCAAAUUUGGUACAAAUAUGCGAAUAUCUUAAAACAAAGAAUGGAUUUAUGCGCAAGUCGAAGCUCCGAUACUCUGCCCUCCGAGGAGGGAAGAGAAAUUAUGAUUCACGGGAAUGUACAGGCGACAUCAUAAUGUAUUCAUUGCCAGUGAAAGGUUGACCCCCCGGUGACCAAUUAAAAUGUCUAACCCCUUCGAUCGUAUCGCUCGUGUUUUAUUGUGUUUUAAUUAACCGAAAGGCUUUAUCUGCUCACGCUGUCAUCGCCAAAUGGCCACUGAGCUCAAUUAGUGAGCUGCUGACUUAUUAGUCAG
Molecule: messenger RNA, 1091 nt
Organism: Drosophila bipectinata
Lineage: Eukaryota; Metazoa; Arthropoda; Insecta; Diptera; Drosophilidae
Source: RefSeq, a predicted model, not a curated record